Molecule: messenger RNA, 4593 nt
Organism: Betta splendens (Siamese fighting fish)
Lineage: Eukaryota; Metazoa; Chordata; Actinopteri; Anabantiformes; Osphronemidae
Gene: jak2b
Product: Janus kinase 2b
Exons: 24
Coding region: 547-3909 (1120 amino acids)
Biological process (GO): hemopoiesis; peptidyl-tyrosine phosphorylation; cytokine-mediated signaling pathway
Cellular component (GO): cytoskeleton; cytosol; membrane
Molecular function (GO): histone binding; cytokine receptor binding; non-membrane spanning protein tyrosine kinase activity
Source: RefSeq, a predicted model, not a curated record
ACCUGAACCCAACGUCGGGAUGGUGGGAGAGGCUGGUUUGUUGACUCACUCGGGGCUUCGGCUGCGCUCCUAACUGGCAACCUUAUCAGAGUUGAAGCCGUCAAUAAGUUGACAAAAUGUCAGCGGUCCAACUGUCGUCGUAGCAGGACUCGCAUGUUGUGACACAGCUAAGCGGAUCGCGCGUGGACGACUUUGGCGUAUUCGGGCCACUUCGCAACCGCGCGCGACAUGGUUGCAGCUAGCAUUAGCUUAAGUUGCGAGAUUGACAAGAUAGACGGCUGAAGUUGCUCCGCAGUAAGAUGGGCCACGCCGGGCUGAGCAGAAGGGCUUCACGUAGCAGGACGGCCAGCUGCAUAGAUCCAGGCAGAUUCCGACCUUAAAUUAAUUGUCAUUUAUUCGGCUAGUUGGGUUCUAAUCUCAAAGAGCAGACGCGCCAGUGUUCGCUUGUAGCUGUCAAACACGUCGCUCGUCCAUCGCUGGCCUAGGAAGCUAGCAGACCGCUAGCAGACCGCACGACUGGCUCCCCACCAAAGUUGCGUGUUGUUGAUGGCCUUCCUGCCAGCCAUGGACACUGUGACUGACACAGGCCCCACGGUGCACCAAAAUGGGGCCGCUCAUCGAGAGUCUCCAGACACGACACCAGCUGCCGCUGCGUUGAGGAUCCACCUCUACAGCAGUAGCCAAGCGGCGGCUGAGCGUGGUUUCCUCAGCUACACACCUGGGGACUAUGUUGCCGAGGAGUUGUGUAUAGAUGCAGCCAAGGCGUGCAGCAUAUCACCUCUCUACUGCAGCCUUUUCGGUCUCUUCCGAGAGCGAGACCACUUGUGGUUUUCUCCCAACCAUACGUUUCAACUUGAUGAUUCAGCUUCAGAAGAUGUGUUUUUCAGAAUUAGGUACUACUUCCCUGGCUGGUACAGUGGUGGGGCGUCACGAGCAUAUAGAUAUGGGGUCACCAAGGGCUCCGAAAGUCCUGUCCUUGAUGAUUUUGUAAUGUCAUACCUUUUUUUUCAGUGGAGGAAUGACUUUUUGAAUGGCUUGGUGAAGAUCCCCAACACCCAUGAGACACAAGAAGAGUGCCUCGGUAUGGCUGUACUCGACAUGACACGGACGGCCAAAGAGAAGCAGAUGUCCCCGUUGGACGUCUACCACACCACAAGCUAUAAGUCGUUUUUGCCAAAAGACAUGAGAGCUCACAUCCAGGGCUGCAGCUUCUUGACACGCAAGCGAAUACGCUUUCGCUUUAAGCGCUUCAUUCAACAGUUCAGUCAGUGUCGGGCCACAGCGCACGAUCUCAAGCUGAAGUACCUGAUCAGCAUGGAGUCUCUGGAGAAGGCCUUCUACACAGAGACCUUUCAUGUGACGGAGCCCUCCAGCGGACAGCUCAUCACCCUGGUGGUGGCGGACACUGGCAUCCAGUGGUGUCGGGAGAAAUUGAUGGAUUCUGAUCAGGAGCUGCAGACCUUGUGUGACUUUCCUGAUGUCACUGACAUUGGCAUCAAACAGGGCAGCAAAGAGGGCGCUGCAGAGAGUCGUGUGGUCACCAUUAAUAAGCAGGAUGGCAAGAAUCUGGAGCUGGAGUUCCCCACCCUGUCGGAGGCGCUCUCCUUCGUGUCUCUCAUUGAUGGCUACUAUCGUCUGACUACAGAUGCUCAUCACUACCUAUGUAAAGAAGUGGCACCUCCAAGGCUCGUGGAGGUCAUCUCCUCCCGAUGCCACGGCCCCAUUUCAAUGCAGUUUGCCAUCCAUUGGCUGCAGAAGUGUGGAAACAAACGAGGUCUGUACAUUUUGAGAUGCAGCCCCAAAGACUUCAGCAAGUAUUUCCUGACUUUCCCUGUUGAGGUGUAUGACUCUGUAGAAUACAAGCACUGCCAGAUCACCAGGUCUGUGAGCGGGGAGUUCAACCUCAGUGGAACCAAGAGGAACUUCAGUAGCCUGCAGGAACUACUGACCUGCUACCAAAAGGAAACUGUGCGUUCUGACAGUGUCAUUUUUCAAUUUAGCAAGUGCUGUCCCCCGAAAUCCAAAGAAAAAUCCUGCCUGCUUGUGUGCAGGAGCAACAAGGGCUCAGAAGUGCGUCUUUCUCCAUCACUUAAUCGACAUAACAUCAGUCAAAUGGUGUUUCACAAGAUCAGGAAAGAAGAUCUGGAGUUUAUGGAGAGUCUUGGUCAAGGGACAUUCACCAAAAUUUUUAAAGGAGUACGUAAAGAGCUGGGGGACUAUAGCCAGGUGCACCAAACAGAAGUGGUCGUGAAAGUCUUGGACCAGGCACACAGGAAUUUCUCUGAGUCUUUCUUUGAAGCUGCCAGCAUGAUGAGCCAGUUGUCCCACAAGCACCUGAUCCUGAACUAUGGCGUGUGUGUCUGUGGAGAAGAGAACAUCAUGGUACAGGAGUAUGUGAAAUUUGGCUCACUGGACACUUAUUUAAAGAAGAACAAGAACUCUAUAAACAUCCUGUGGAAGCUUGAAGUGGCAAAGCAGCUGGCCUGGGCCAUGAACUUCCUGGAAGAAAAGCAACUUGUCCACGGGAAUGUUUGCGCUAAGAAUGUUCUUCUGAUCCGAGAGGAGGAUCGAAUGGCUGGAAACACCCCUUUCAUCAAACUUAGUGAUCCUGGCAUCAGCAUCACUGUUCUUCCCAAAGAAAUUCUAAUUGAGAGGAUCCCUUGGGUGUCUCCUGAGUGUAUUGAGGACUCUGCCAACCUGAGCCUGGCUGCAGACAAGUGGAGCUUUGGCACCACACUGUGGGAGAUCUGCAGCAGUGGAGAGAAACCUUUAGCAACACUAGACAACUCUAAGAAAACUCUGUUUUACGAGGACCACCACCAACUUCCUGCACCAAAGUGGACCGAGCUGGCAAAUCUGAUUACCAGCUGCAUGGACUACGAGCCCACAUUCAGGCCCUCGUUUCGCGCAGUCAUCCGUGACCUCCACGGUCUCUUCACACCAGACUAUGAAUUGAUCAUGGACAGUGACAUCCUGCCAAACCGGACAGUGGUGUCAGCCUGGUCAAGUGGGGGCUUUGAGAAUCAGGAGCCAGCUCAGUUUGAGGAGAGACACCUUAUAUUCCUGCAGCAGCUGGGCAAGGGAAACUUCGGCAGUGUGGAGAUGUGUCGAUAUGACCCACUUCAGGACAACACUGGAGAGGUUGUGGCUGUUAAGAAGCUCCAGCAGAGCACAGCAGAGCACAUACGAGACUUUGAGCGAGAGAUCGAGAUCCUAAAAUCUCUCCAGCAUGAGAACAUUGUCAAGUACAAAGGUGUUUGCUACAGUGCAGGUCGACGAAAUCUGCGUCUUGUCAUGGAAUAUUUGCCCUUUGGAAGUCUGCGAGACUACCUCAUGAAAAACAAGGAGAGGAUUGACCACAAGAAGCUUGUGCACUACACUUCUCAGAUCUCCAAGGGUAUGGAGUACCUGUCCAGCAGGAGGUAUAUCCACAGAGAUCUGGCUACAAGAAACAUACUUGUGGAGAGUGAGCUGAGGGUGAAGAUUGGGGAUUUUGGCCUCACUAAGGUUCUGCCUCAGGACAAAGAGUACUACAUGGUGAAAGAGCCAGGAGAGAGCCCCAUAUUCUGGUACGCCCCCGAGUCGUUAACUGAGAGCAAGUUCUCAGUGGCGUCUGAUGUCUGGAGCUUUGGGGUGGUUCUUUAUGAGCUCUUCACCCACAGUGACAAGAACUGCAGCCCUCCUGCAGUUUUUAUGUCUAUGAUGGGGAAUGACAAGCAGGGACAGUUAAUUGUCUAUCACCUGAUUGAGCUCCUCAAAUCAGGCAGCAGGCUGCCUCAACCUCUCGGCUGUCCCACUGAGAUUCAUGAGAUCAUGGAGGAGUGCUGGGACAAUGAUCCCAGCUUGCGUCCGUCCUUCAAGGAGCUCGCUCUGCGCAUCGACCUGUUCAGAGACAGUAAGGAGUUUUAAAAGCACCAAAGUGACCUGCUUCUUCUCAGCCAAGAUGCUCUUAACAUUACAAUGCUGGCCUUUGUGAGGCAAAGGGACAAACGGCCAAAACUAAGGUCCUCCUGCCGAGUGCCAUUUUGGUGGAGCAGUUUGUGGCUGAAGUGUUGUUUUAAAUAAGGACCGGCUCAAAAACUCCAGCCAAGGUGCCUUUAAGUCGACACUCAACCCCCAAUGACGCAGUUUAAUGGGCAGAAAACGGAUGCUGGGAUGCGUCGAAGUGUUGCUGACAAAGAGUAAACGCACCAUGAGACGUGAGGGGAUGAGGUUUUCACUGGAGAUUGAAGAGACUGAGUAGAUUUUUACCAGAACUAAAGCUAAAGAUGCUUGUGUCAAACAAGUGGUGUGUGCGUGUGUGUGAAUGCAAGGUGUGUCUAUGUAAACAGCUAGCAGGGCUAGCUCUCACCUAGAUUUAUAGGACUGGGUGUUUUUUAUGUCUGUGUAUAUACCUACAAUAUAUUAAUGUACAUAUCUAUGGAAAAAGAUUUCUAAUUUUAUAAAAAUGAAAAUAAAGUAAAAACUAUAUUUAAACUGCCAGCGAAAUGUCAGUGUAAAUGAAGUACAUACAAAGUGAUUUAAAAUCCGUUAUUGUUUUAUGUUUUCAUUGUGAGAGAUGUGAAAAUUAAAGAAGUCCAACAUCUUUAUUGA